AUGGCACUGCCUAUGAAAGGCUUCGUAUGGGCAGCGCCGGUAAAACAGCAGAUGCCAACCAUCCGGGUGCACCCGGCUGGCACCCUGACCUAUGCUUGGGGUUGGCAUCCCGCGCCUGCCAUAGUGACUCGCCGCACAACUCGGGCGGUGGCAAGGCCGGUGCCCGUACCUGGCAUGGUGACUCGGCGCACCAUUGGUGUGGUAGUGAAGCCCGCAAGUGUGGUGGUGAAGGCAGGUGUGCCGACGCAACUGCCUCACCUUCUCGGGCCGAUGAGGGCACCGGCUGCGGCACACCCCAUGACAAUGAAGGGGCCGACGAAAGUUGAAGUAGGCGAGCCUGCCACGGUUGACCUGACUGAGGCAUGUGAGACAACGGAAGCAACGGAGGUCACUGCAGCCUUUUCCCCGGCUCCCGAACUGGUCUACCCGAAGGGUCGGCCUGUUUCGUAUGGCCCGGCAAGCCCUUUCCUCAAAAUUGAGGAGGGAGCCGAUGACCCCGACACCGACGAGCCAAAGACCGCCCCGAAGCCGGCUCCGAAGCCAGCUCCAAAGCCAACUCCGGAGCCUGCAGAAGUCACCAAGCCAACACAGGAGCCUCCACAAGAACUACCAGGCCAGGCGGAGGCCUUGGAAGCGCUAGAGGCACUCAUGGCAGAACUCGGCGGAGUGGGCUUCAAGGUCCCCAAGAAGCCGACGGGCGAACCAGAGGUUGGAGACCUUGUGGUGCUCAGUGACAAGAUCCUGCCGAAAAGUUUGCGGCUCCGGUACGCCGUGGUCAUGCAGGUGCACGAAAAGCACUUCACGGCGAGAGCGCUCGCAGAAGACCAAGCGACCUCCCUUGAAGACUGUUGGCCAUACAAGGAGGACGCCGUGCUCGAGAGCACGGUCGGCCGACUCGGAAGCCGCGUUCGCGUGGUGGAGGGGCACCAUGUGGGUUGCAGUGGCAAGGUGGCUACGGUGCCCGACCACCCGAUAUUCCCGGCCUUCCGACAGUUCAGGAAUGGCAAAUUACAGUACGUCAUCAAUGUGAGUUUGGAUGAUGGCAGGCAACUGUCUGACAAGGGCUUGUGA
Molecule: messenger RNA, 1071 nt
Organism: Symbiodinium natans
Lineage: Eukaryota; Dinophyceae; Suessiales; Symbiodiniaceae
Source: the annotation of a GenBank genome assembly